ACGUUAAGUUCGUGAUGACGUAAAAAGGAGUGCCCCGACCAAUUUGUAAUAAUUUGUCUUUUACUUGGGCCGGUCGUCAGGACCGUGCUUUUAAAACAUUUUGCAUUUAAAGUUUAUAUAUUUUAGGCAAGAAAAAUGUCGCGUCGAAGGGAAACGGAAGAGACCGACAAACUCACUAGGAUCGCUAUCGUGAAUGCCGACAAAUGUAAACCGAAAAGGUGUCGGCAAGAAUGCAAAAAAUCGUGUCCCGUUGUACGAAUGGGAAAACUUUGUAUUGAAGUUACCCCAAACAGCAAAAUCGCUGUUAUAUCGGAGGAACUUUGUAUCGGUUGCGGUAUAUGUGUCAAGAAAUGCCCAUUUGAAGCUAUAACCAUUAUUAAUUUACCGAGUAACUUACACCGGGAGACUACUCAUCGAUAUGGUAAGAACUCAUUUAAAUUGCAUCGUCUACCUAUACCGCGUCCUGGUGAAGUGUUGGGUCUUGUUGGUACAAAUGGGAUAGGUAAAUCUACAGCACUCAAAAUAUUGGCUGGGAAGCAGAAGCCCAAUUUAGGGCGAUUUAUGGAUCCUCCUGAUUGGACUGAGAUUUUAAGCCAUUUUAGAGGUAGCGAGUUGCAAAAUUAUUUCACCAAAAUAUUGGAAGAUGACUUAAAAGCACUGAUAAAACCGCAAUAUGUAGAUCAAAUUCCUAAGGCGGUGAAGGGUACCGUAGGUCAAUUGUUGGAUAAAAAAGAUGAACUCAAGAACCAAGAGGAAAUAUGCACAAUGUUAGAUUUGAAAAACGUCCGCGAAAGGGAAAUAAGCGCCCUCUCGGGAGGGGAGCUUCAACGUUUUGCUUGUGCCAUGGUAUGCAUUCAAAAUGGCGAUAUUUUCAUGUUCGACGAGCCUUCUUCUUAUCUGGAUGUUAAACAGCGCUUAAACGCGGCGCAAACGAUUAGAUCCUUAUUGAGUCCUGACAAAUUUAUAAUAGUUGUGGAGCACGACUUGAGUGUACUUGAUUACCUGUCAGAUUUCAUUUGUUGUUUGUAUGGCGUUCCGGGUGCUUAUGGCGUUGUCACUAUGCCUUUUUCGGUUCGAGAAGGUAUAAACAUAUUUUUGGAUGGAUUUGUGCCAACCGAAAAUCUUCGAUUCCGCGACGAAUCAUUGGUGUUUAAAGUUGCCGAAUCGGCAACCGAGGAAGAGGUAAAGCGGAUGAACCAUUACGAGUAUCCCGCGAUGAGUAGGACCAUGGGUAAUUUUAAACUGCAAGUGAAAAAGGGUCAGUUUUCCGAUUCGGAAAUCUUGGUGCUUUUGGGUGAGAAUGGUACCGGUAAGACCACCUUUAUUAGGAUGUUGGCGGGUAAUUUGGAACCGGAUGAAGGGUCUGGCAACUUACCCCAGCUCCAUAUCAGUUAUAAGCCCCAGAAGAUAAGUCCAAAGUCUCAGGGCCUUGUCAGGCAGUUGCUUCACGAAAAGAUUAGAGACGCUUACAUACAUCCGCAGUUCAUCGCAGACGUUAUGAAACCGUUAAAGAUCGACGACAUAAUCGACCAGGAGGUGCAGAACUUGUCGGGUGGCGAACUUCAACGGGUCGCGAUGACCCUGUGCCUAGGCAAACCGGCCGAUGUUUAUUUGAUCGACGAACCGAGCGCCUAUUUGGACUCGGAGCAACGUUUGGUCGCGGCUAAAGUCAUCAAGAGGUUCAUCCUGCAUGCGAAAAAGACGGGUUUCGUAGUCGAGCACGAUUUCAUCAUGGCGACCUAUCUGGCCGAUCGGGUCAUCGUUUUUGAAGGUCAACCUUCGGUGUGUACCAUCGCGAACUCGCCGCAAACGCUACUCGCAGGAAUGAAUCGAUUUUUGGAACUGCUCGGGAUAACGUUCAGGAGAGAUCCGAAUAAUUUCCGACCCAGGAUAAAUAAGCAGGAAUCGGUGAAGGAUGUCGAACAGAAACGGGCCGGUCAAUAUUUCUUUUUGGAAGAUUGAAAGUAGAGUACUUGGCAUAUGUCGGUCACCCCCGGGCUUCAGAGGCGAAAUAAUGUUAUAUUCUAACAAAGGCAGGAAAAUAAAAGAUUUAUAAUUA
This is a messenger RNA of Cylas formicarius (sweet potato weevil), 2059 nucleotides long. RefSeq names its product protein Pixie (gene pix). Lineage: Eukaryota; Metazoa; Arthropoda; Insecta; Coleoptera; Brentidae. The coding region runs from base 136 to 1962 and encodes 608 amino acids. Gene Ontology annotation, biological process: translational initiation; ribosomal subunit export from nucleus; translational termination. The transcript has 8 exons. The record is from RefSeq and is a predicted model, not a curated record. Gene Ontology annotation, molecular function: iron ion binding; ribosomal small subunit binding; ATP hydrolysis activity.